AUGAAGUCUAUCAUUUCCCUUGUUGUCCUGGCUGCCAGUUCCGCCCUCGCUGCUCCUGCCAAUGUCAUCCGCAGUAAUUUUAUCCAGAUCGGUGAUUUCUGGGCUCGUGCCGGGCCCACCUCCCCCGGUGCAAGCAUGCACUUCACUCUGACCGAUCCAAACUAUCCCGACGACACCCCCACCGACUGCAAUCUGAUCUGGACCUAUGGACAGCUGCCCAACGAGAAUGCACGAUGUAACAACGGCGAGUACUCUAUCAAGUUUCCCCAAGGUGCUCCCGACUUCAACCUUUUCACGCUGGAAUUGGAAAGGGUUUCUGGUUCGAUCCCUGAAGAUGGUCAUGUUUUGCUGAGUUCCAAUGCCAACGGAAUGGCCCCGGGGACCAAGUGGAUUUGCGUGAACAACCCCGAGCCGCACGUCGAGAUCAGCUGCUCUUACCAAGGCGUCCUUGAAAUGCAGGUCUAG
Penicillium cinerascens is the source of this 465-nucleotide messenger RNA. RefSeq lists its product as uncharacterized. The transcript is spliced from 2 exons. Lineage: Eukaryota; Fungi; Ascomycota; Eurotiomycetes; Eurotiales; Aspergillaceae. The record is from RefSeq and is a predicted model, not a curated record. The coding region runs from base 1 to 465 and encodes 154 amino acids.